Messenger RNA from Colletotrichum karsti, 363 nucleotides. RefSeq lists its product as uncharacterized. Bases 1 to 363 code for a protein of 120 amino acids. The record is from RefSeq and is a predicted model, not a curated record. The transcript has 2 exons. Lineage: Eukaryota; Fungi; Ascomycota; Sordariomycetes; Glomerellales; Glomerellaceae.
AUGCACCACUACCGCGAAGAAAUCGCUGAGAUGGGGCGUUCGGGCGUCGUCAAGCACAAGAUCGUGGUGCGGACGGUCGACAACAGCAUGAGCGCCGAGGCCGACCUGGUCGUCUACGACUCGGUCCGCGCCAGGGACAUAUCGGGCUUCCUCGACGACCGCUGUAGGAUGGCGGUGGCUCGCGAGAACGAGGGAGACGGUUCUUUCAACUCCUACGUCGACAUGCACAAGCGCACGGGGAACUGGGCCAACUCCAAUGACCUGUGGAGGGAUGUCUGUAAGAAUUGCAACGAGCGCGAUCACGCGCUUUGGGAUGGAGCAGAGAUGUCAGGAAAUAGACCGGGACGUGACGAACAGGAGUAG